AUGGCAACACACUACUCAGACCGCGCAGCAGUCCUUCGGAGGGACUACCGGGCUCGCAGAGUCCAGAACAUCGAUCCCCCGCCAGGCCUCGACCGCGUUGUCUCCGACAACAUUGACCACGCCGUCCAAACUGCCGCCUUUCUCGACUUCCAGCUACACCGCAACAUGCACGUUGACGCCGAAACGAAGAAAGUGAUCGUUGCACGGGUGCGGUCGGGUAUCUCGAGAAAGGCAUACGACCUGCUCAACCCCGCCCCGCGAACAGACCCAAUCUCGGUGCGGAUUAUAAACUUCUACCUGGAUAUGUGGGCCGGGUUUGCGAAUAUGGUGGCGGAUAUUCGGCCGGCGGAUUUUACGCCGAGGGUGAGGCAGGCGGAGACGUUCUAUAGAAAGGCCCGAGACGUAAAUAAUCACACUCUCAGUACCUUACAACGACAGCUCGAGCUGGCGGAGUUUUUGGACAGGUGGUGCCCGGCGUAUAUUAUGUCGGAUGGGAACGCGACUAGAGGGUUGGAGGGGAGACUAAAGCCAAUGUGGGCGCUGAAUAGAGAACUCAUGGCUCAGCCUAUGGAGCCCCAGCGGACGAGGGACCGGGUUCAGGUGGUGCAGGAGUUGGGGAAUGAGUUAUAUGACUAUUCCGUCGGUUUGCUAGCGCUGUGGAACCGUUAG
Morchella importuna is the source of this 669-nucleotide messenger RNA. RefSeq lists its product as uncharacterized. NCBI's taxonomy places the organism in Eukaryota, Fungi, Ascomycota, Pezizomycetes, Pezizales, Morchellaceae. The record is from RefSeq and is a predicted model, not a curated record. The transcript has a single exon. The coding region runs from base 1 to 669 and encodes 222 amino acids.